AACUACCAUUUAAUUACUUGUAAGUAAUUAUGUAAAAUAUUUUUAAUGUUGUGACAACUGACAAGUGGAAUAUUCACAUAGGAGAUGCUUGCAGAUAAGAAGUAUUCGGAUCACAACGUUUUUCUUUAUACCACAGAUCAACCGGAGUAUUUGAAACCUUGCUUGAAAACAUCAAGUAGAGCUAAGUCAAUGCAAGCUUCAAGUAGUUUGAGGCAGCCACCAUUGAAAGGUCAAAAAUGCAGAAUAGUUACACCAAACAAAAGUGUGGGCCAUUCAGUUGCGUCUUAUGAACCAUUCAUUCAAUAUCAUGAAGCAUAUGAUCCAUUUCAGACUUCUGGAAAAGGUGAGAAUUAUGCGGACAACAGCAGUUCAUCUCUCCUGGAAGGACAUAUUGCACAAGCUACUGUUAUAAAUGAUACAUCUGCAUUAAAGACCCAAACACAUAAGAGCAAGAAAAUUUCUGAAGUUAAGACUGCUGGUAUCUCGACAACUGUUGUUCAUGUUGAUCCAACGGAGGUAUACAAGCAUUUACAAAGAGAAGAUGCUAGAAAACUGGACAAUCCGACUUCCAAUUCUGGUUUUGGACAGCCUUUUUCCACCAAGUUUCUAACUUCACCUGAUGCACCAUAUAAGAGAAUUGAUCUCGUCAAACAAAGAAAAAAAAUGGAACAAAAUUCAAUGGCACUGUUGCGACUGAAAGAAAAAAUUCAAAGACAGAAACAAAGAUCUCCUUCCGUAGAUGGUUCUCGAAAAGCAGAAGGUUUCAGUCCUACUAAUCAAGUUUUUUUGAGGCCUAGUACAGAAAGAAAUCAUGAUAAUCAUAUUAUACGGAAGACUGCGGUUGGACCUGUUGCUCCUAAAUACAAGGGAUUUAGUACUACAGAAACAAGGAUUCAGACUCCUGAUGGUAAAGUAUGGAAAGGUGGAGAAGCAGCAGCAGUCAGAUCUUAUCAUCCAAUGAAAAAGCCUAAAGCUGUGUCCUCUUUAUUUGAAAGUAAACAAGCCAGUAAAGUCCAUGCAGCAUCCAAUUCUGGAAAAAAAAAAAGUAAAAGCGCGAAUCCUAUAAGGAAAACCGGUAAAGUAAGACUCGAUCAUCCCACUCAUAAGAAAAGUAUGAUCACUCCAUCUUCUUGGAGAGAAGGUAGAAGAGUUGCAGAAUCUAUUCUUGGACCUCCUCCAAAACAACCAAAAAGGAUUGUAGCAACAGAUGUAACGAAACCUGAUCAAAACAAAGAGUUACCAUCUAAACCUGACCCACUGUUAUCUGCAAAACCCAAUCAAGAAAAAUUGUCAACGAUUGCUCGUGGAGUGUUGAAUGAUCUUGGUCUUGGUUCAGAAGAUGAAGCUGACAAUAAAAAAUUUGAUUUGAGUAGAAGACAAAGGGAAGCAGACAGAUCAAGAAGACCAAAGAAACAUCAACCAACAAAAGUUUCAGGUGAUUCCAAGAUUAAAAUGGAAAAAACUCGACAUUAUGAUCAAAGUGAGGUGCAACAAUAUAUUGCAAAACAGAAAGCCGAUCGCAAAAGAAAACAAAGUCAAGAAAGGAAAGCAAACAAAGAUGCUUAUGAAAAGAAACAAAAGCAAUUGGAUGAAUUGUAUCGGAAACAAAAGGAAGCUGCAUCUGCUAAGAGGAAACUAAUGGCUUCUGGAGGUCAACUAUCAAAACAACAAUCAACACAUGAACAUGUUGCUGGUGAUUGGGUUGUCCAAGAAGAUGACAGUGACAAAGAAAACGAAGAAAAUGAACAGAAUGUACAAGGACAAUCUAAGUUUGACGAAAGAAUGUCAGCACUUAUGGAAAAACUCGAUCAAUAUCGACCAAGUACAACACAAUCUACAAAUUCCUACAAAGUACCAAAUAAAGAACCUGAUAAACAUUUCGAAUACAAUAACAUUCCAAAUUCCAAUAUGCCUAGUUCAUCUAACACAGCUUCGGAAUUUAUGCAAAAACUCGACCAAUAUUUGAAAGAUGAUGUACCUGUUCCAAAGUCUCUUGGAACCAAAUCGCGUUUGUUUGAAAACGCUCAUCGUGAACCGGAAGUUCAUGCCAACCUCACUAUUGAAGAUUUAGAUACUCAGUUUUCUGGAAAAGGUACAAUUGAAGUUGAAAAUACCAAUCCUCCUGACAAUUUUGUUCCAAGAUUACAUGAUCAAGGUUUAAAACAGAGAUUACGCUGUGAAAAGAUAGCAGCUUUGAAAGCAAAAGCUGAGUCACUUCAGGAAAGGAUAAAUGUGGAAUCGAAACGAUUAGUGGAACAACCUUUUGUGCCGACGAAAACAAGUCUUCAAGAUGUUGAUGCCAUAUUAAGAAGAUCUCCUCGUUAUCCCUCUAUACCUCCUACAAAUGCAUGGUCACCAGAAAGAAUUGGUUCCAGUUCUAUUCCAGUCAGCAGCAUCCAUAUUGGAGUUGAUGUUCCUGACAGUCCAUUUCGAAAAGAACAUUUUCAAGAAGUAGAGCUUCCUGGUGUAUCUGAUCUUCAUAGGCAUGUUGAUUCUGUGCAAAAACAGAAAUCUGAAAAUGAAGCAACAUUGUUUAAAAUUAAUUCAGAAUUUAGAAGCAAAAGUCCAAUAAGUUCUUUUCCUGAUGAAUGGAGGUUAACAACGGAAGGGUUGAGAAAUGAUCGACCGCUGUCACCUUCAGCUGAUGAGGAAGAACAGAUAGCCAGCAGCAGUCAAAGUUCUUCCAGAUCUUCAAAAAGUGAUUUAUCCCAAGAACGUAACACUCCUCUAAAGCUACGUUCUGUGGAAGAAAUUCUGAAAGAAAUGAAAAGUAAAGAAUAUGCAGUAUCUGAUCCUCAACCACUUCCAUUUGAAGAAAAAGAAAUUCAAUCGAAUAUUUUCGGAUCGACUUCAAGAAAAAAUGAGCAUGACUUGUUAACAGAUUUGAAAAGUUCUAUCUUCCCUAAAUCACCAACAACACCGGUUUCUCCUGUGAAUAAAGAUCAACCACCCUGGGAACGAACAGGAGGAGAUAAAUACAGUGUUGUCAAUCUGUUUACAAGUAAAUAUCUCAAAGCUUUGAAGAGUAGUAACAAGGAGAAGAACAAAGAUAAAGAAAGCAACGUUAGAGCUAAAGAAAGUGUACAAUCUGUACCAGAUACCUCUAUGAAAAAUGAACUACAACCUCCAAACCAGUCUUCCUCUGCACCCAUGUUAUCUACCUCACACAAACAAUCUGAAACAGCAAGUUCAAGAACACAUAAAUAUCCUCACAUAGAUGAUACAAUACAUGAUGAUUCUGAAUCUUUGUCAUCAACCACGGAAUACUCGUCAAAACCACGAAAAAUGAGUGAAACGGAAUUGAAAAAGGUGGAUGAAGAUCAAUCUGUUAUACCAAAAUUAAAAAGCAGUACUUCGCAGGAUAUAUUUGAAGAGAAGGUUUCAGAAAACAAAGAAAAUUCACGUCCAGAAAAGUCAAUUUCAUUUUCUUCUGAAAAAUCUGAUGUUUCAAUGGAACCAAUACAACCUGUAAUUCCAAUCAAAACUUCGCUUCCCGUCUUGGAUACAGAAAAAAAAUUCUCUCCAGCAGCAUUAGAACUUAAAUUAACAGCGGAGCUGAAUUAUCAAGAGGCGAUCGAAGAGUCGUUACGGCAUAUUGUUGGCGUAGAAAGAACCCAGCAUGUCAGUCAGGCGCAGCAAGAAACUGUUUCUUUGGCUCAGUUAAUGAAAGCUCGGCAGUUGGAACAUGAAGUUGAAAUGGAAAAAAUAACAAUCAAAGCGAAGGAAGAAGCGCUUGAAGCAGAAAGAAAGAGACAACAAUCUGAGGAAAAAUUAAAAAUGAAACCAUCGAAGUCUCAGGGAUCAUAUUAUGGAACUUCGGAAUCUCAAAUGAGAUCAAGAAGAAGCGAAGAGAAAAUUUCUGACUAUUUUGACAGCAAUUCUACGUCUCCAUCUAGAAGUAGCAAAGCAGAUUCAUACUCUAUUACUGAAUCAAUCAGCAAUGACACAAGAACUGAUAAAGACCUUGACGAACAUAUGAAAGAUGCUCCUAUCAGAAAAGAUAAGAAAUCGUAUUCUCCUCGGAUUAAAAACAUGCAAAAACAACGUAUCAUUCAUCGGUCCGACAGUGAUACAGAAUCUAGUAUUACAGAAGAAAUAUUUUCAUCCAGGAAAGGAAGUCAAGAUAAACUUGAUUUAGACAAAACUCUUCCUUCAAAGAAAGAAAAUCAAGACAGCUCUGAUAGGUCAAUUACUGAGGAUAUCAUGGAUCAGAGCAACCAAAGUAGUAUUCAUUCUGAUAUUGGGAAAACAAGCAAAGCUCGGAAAAGUGAUGCAGGUCAGACUUCUGACAGCAGUGACACGUCUCUUCGUUUCGAUGAAGCACUUACUGAAGAUGAAAUUGCAGAAAUCUCACGCCGUGUUGUUGUGCCAUCAGAAAGUCAUCGCAGACAUCAGCGGAGACGCGCAACUGGUUCACUAGAUAAAUCUGAUUUGUCUUCAGAUGAGCAAUUAUUAUCAUCUGCAAGACAAAAAUCUUUCCGUGGUGGAGCAACUAAAGGAUUGGAUGAUUUCAAUAUUGGAUCUUCAUUGCCUGGUGGAACUGAUAAUGAAUUUGUUCAUUUCAUGGAUCAGAUGGUUCGUCAAUACAUGUUGGAAGAAGAAGUUCGAGCGAAACAUCAAGCUGCUAUGUUGAAACUUAGAGAAAGAGCUAUCAAGGAAAAAUCUGAGACAGAAUUGUCGUGGUUGGAACAAGUUAAAAAACAGGUUCGAAACAAAGGUGACGAUGACAAGAUGCCUCCUAUUAAGAAGAAGCAACGAGCAAUAUUACUAAGAUUAAAACUCGAAACUGCGGAAAUCAAAAAAUUGAAAGCUGUCACCAAGGCUGCAAGUCAUGAAAGAAAGAUGUUUUUACAGCAACAAAAGGAAAAUGCAGCUAGAAGAGCUAAAUUACGAGCAGCUGAAGAGGAGCUGGAUGGUGAAAUUGCGAAAGUGAAAUCGAAAUCACAAGAAAGUAAUCUGGCUUCAAAUAAUUCAGUUCCCAACAUUGAUCUGUCUAAUUCACCAGAUUUAGAAGAUGUCAGUGAGAGUAACUCGGAGCUAGAUACCUCGUCAACGUCUUCCGUCCUUAUGAAGAAACUAAAGAAACAAAUUCCUGGUGUGUUGGAUGAACAUAGAUUGACAAAACGUGAACAAAGAUUGAAUCAAAGAAAGAAACAAGCUGAACAAUUAAUAGCUUGGAAGAAAAAACUCGACAACGAAGAGAAAAAGGUGUAUAAUAUUGAGAAAAAAGCAUUGUCUGUGUGGGAGAAAGAUCCUGACAAUAAAUCUGAGAAGACUAAACAUCCUUCAUUUGAUUCAACAGAGAAUAGUAGACCCAAGAAGUUAGCUUCUAAAGAUGAGCUGUCUAUAGCAGAUGAAUCACCUAGUGCAAAAUCACCUGAAAGUGAGCACCAUUCAUCUCCUCCUCCACCCUCACGAUCUGAAAGUUCUAUUGCUGAAGAAAUUUCUCAGUUGAACAGUGAAACAAACAGCAGUAUAUCUGCCAUAUCUCCUGAACAGAAUAAUGAAAAACAAAGAUAUCAGGAAGAAUUGAGUGAUGGUACUAAUGCAGAAUACAGUCAAUCGUUCGAAUCUCUCACUGCGUCACAAAAAUCGCCUCGCUCACCUAAAAGUCGCAGCGAAAAGAGCAAAGUUCAGAAAUCAAAACCAGCUAAAUCAACGACUAAAGUUGAAGAUAGUUCUGAAAGAAAACCUGGUGACACAAGUCCUUCAGCUACAUCUCUUCUUCCAACAAAAUCAAGAGAUGAGAAGCGUCCGAUACUGACUUCAAAGAAAGCUACAGGACGAGAACAAGAAUCUGCUUUACAAAGAAGAGAAUCUGCGGAAAGUUGGUCCGAUGAAUCUUUCUCUCAAACACAAUCUGAAACUGAACAAAGUGAUAUAGAGUGUAGAGUACGAGCUUUGAAGGAAGAAUUAAAACGCAGAAGAUUGAUUGCUGAACGCUUGAAAAAAGAACAAAAGCGUCGACAUAAAGAUCGUCUCAAAGCUCAGGAAGCAAGCUUGAGAAGUCAAAUUGAAGCAUAUGAUGUCUUCAUCCAAAAAACACAAAGCGAGCUCACACAAGAGUUAGAUCAUCAAUUGAAUACUAAUGCAUCACACACGGCCGUAUCUAAACCUCAGAUCAGAAGUCCAAGAAAAAGCGAUCAGGCACGACAAUCUGCCAGGGCGAUAAGAUCAACGACAGCAGCAGUUGUUUCACCUGAAGCCUCACCUCGAUCUGGUUAUCAACGACCUCAUGUUCUCGGAAAACAUAGAACGGAAUCAGAAAGUAGCGGAAAAUCAAGUAGAUCCUUGAGCUUCGAUGACGAGGAGAAAACAGAUGAAGCUGCGACACCAAAUGGGUCAACAAAAUCUUUCCCUGGUGUCGUCGCACCUUUACCAUCCAAACACCAGGAAAAAUUAUUACAACUUCACAGCGGCAUAUCUUCAUCUCAACACGAUGGUACCAUCAGCACAGCAUCAAUACCAACCGAUAAAAGCUCGGAGAAAUUGAAACGAAUCGAUCUCACAGAUUCAGCAGCUACUCUUUCCAAAUUAUCGGGGCAAGUUCAAACCCCAGUUGAGGCUUCCGUAACCAUGCCAACGCCGGGUGUUGCUAUCGAUAAACCAAAAAGCUUGAUACCUAUACCUUCUAAAUUACCAUUAUCUUUGUCAAAAUCAGCACCAGUUAUUUCAACCACUCCGACUUCAUCCAGUUUACAACCUUCUCCGAGUGCUUCAGAGCAGAGUGCAAAACUCUCGAAGAAAUCUUUAAUUCCGAUACCGAUAUCUUCAAGUCUGGAUCCUUCAUCAGUGGUUGCUAAACAAAAGGGCAAAUCAGAUUUAAGUCCGUCUUCAUCUUUGGGAAGUGAAAGAAGUUUAGAAUACAGUGAACAUUUUGAAUCUGAAUCCACAAAGACAAAAGAUGAUGAUUCAAUUGAAACUGAUGAAAAUAUAAGCGAACACUUCAGUAUAAAUUCAUCUGCAACAUCAAGUGAUAAAUCAGCUGUGUUAUUCAACUUACCUGCUCACGAAGAAACUAAGAAAUCUCUAGAACUAAACAAGGAAGACAGUCUACAAAGCGUUGAAGAUUUUGAAAACGACCAACAAGACAAUGAUGACAAUGAAAAAACUCCUGUAAUGUCCCCUGCACAUACACCUAUACCAUCAUCACCUAGGGAUGCUUUCCCGUUUCAAGAACAAAUCGAUGCUCCAUUUCAUAUAGGAGAUACUGUUUGCUUAGCGGAACGGGAGAAUGGAAUUGUACGUUUUGUUGGGAAAACAUCAUUUGCUCCUGGAAUUUGGGUCGGUGCUGAAUUAAAAGGGGCAAAUGGUAAAAAUGAUGGAUCUGUGGACGGUGUCAGGUAUUUCACCUGUAAACCGAAGCAUGGAAUAUUUGCACCAAUUGCAAGAGUUUCUCUGGUUUCAUCAAAAUCAAAAAUCGAAGCUGGAAUCAAGGAUAUUGUGAAAGACGACAUAGAGAAAGAUGAAAAACUCUCACCAAAAGAUGAAGAACACUCACAAAAAGACUUGAAAGAUGACAAUGAUGAUAAAACUGCAAUGAAAGAACCAGUACUAAGAAGUGAUUUUGAUAGAAAUAGAUUGGCAGAAGAACUUGGUGAUAAACUACUCAACUCAUUGCUGGAGGAUUCUGUGACACACAUUUUGGAAAGUCAUACAGACAAACAACAGAGACUCUCACAUGGUAACGAAAAUUUAUCACCUGAACAAGAACCAGAGGAGGAAAAGCAGGAUCUGGAAGAUGCUGGAAAAGCUAGUGAUGAUGAAGAUAAUGUUUUGCUUUCUGCCUCAACUAAGCAAUUAUUGGAAAUGUUGUCGUCUAGUCCUGAACAAGUUGAGGAACCAGAAGAAAAGAAUGAACCAAACGAAAUCACAUCCCAUGAAUCAUUAGCUGAUACAUUCACUGGAGAUCUUCUUAAAGACACACUUAUUAAGGUUCUGGAAAUACGAAGGCAGAGAGUCAAGAAAUGGCAACAUAUGGAAGAAAAUGAAGAACAACCAGAUAAAACAUUUGAGGAGGAUUCUAAAUUAGAUGAUGGACAUGAGGUUGAAGAUAUUCUUGAAGCCAAAAACAGAAAUUCAGAAUAUAUUGAGGAUGAGGAAAAAGAUAGUACAACUCCUGUUCGUCCAGUCUCUCCCAUAUUUGGAACAAGCCAGGAUGAUGGUUUGGAUGAAUGGUUUGAAGAUGACAUCGGAAUAACUGGAUUUCACAAAAAGAAACCGACAAUUAGUAAAGAUGAUGUUGAUUUUACAGGAGAUGAGGAUGACUUGUGGCAGGAUGGUCGUCUUAUUGAAGUAUUGUCUGGACGAACAGAACCUGUUCCACCUCCAAAAUUUGUUGUUCCUCAUAAACCUGGAGUUAUACUAAAACUUGUGAAAGAAGCAACAAACUACUAUUAUUCCAAGUUUCUUGGAGGAGAAUUGCUAACAGACACUCAAAUUCCUGAUUUCCUUUUCAACGUUUCAUCCGAUGAUUCUUCCAAAGAUGAAAAUUCCGAUAAAGAAAUUGAUGAGGAAAAGAAAGAAGCCGAUCUAAACGCAGAUCACAUAUUCAAGACAAGUCUCUUCGACAUGGUUCGAGAAUUGAUCACCGAAAUAUAUAACAUCAAAUCUUCAACUGAGGAAAACUUGAAACGACCAUUAUGGCUUAAAAAGAAGACAGUAUGUCGGCCAUCAUAUUGCAGAAGGAUGCCAGAAACUGAAGAUGAGAUUGUGAAGAUUGUCAGCAAGCAGGUUUCCAAACUGUUAAAUUUAAGCAAUGAUCCUCAGAAACUCGAUCCAAAGAUAACAAUGAAGUGGGGCAGUCGAAGAAAGAAGGAUAAAGUCGAUCUCAUCUUGAUUCAAGAACUCAGGGAGGAAGAACCUGAAUGGACGAAUUAUGAUGAAGACGAAACAACAGUAAAAAUGCAGUUGACUGAUACUGUUUUAGACAUGUUGGUUUCAGACACUGUACAUUGUCUGAAUAACAUCCAACAAAAAGUAACAGAUAGGAAAACUAAGGAUGAACAUAACGACCAUGAUCCAGAAGAACGCAGCCUGUGAAUUUUACAAUCGGAAUAUUACAGUGUCAAAAAUAACUUUAUGAUAAUGCGUAGCACCCGUAGCAUGCGUUUAUACUACAUUAAAACUGAUUCUGAUCAAAAACGCAAAAAAAGCUCACAAAUACAUUCAGGUAUAAAAAUGCGAAACUGUACAAUUAAACUUGAAUGCACGUUCUUAUGAAUUCUUUCAACACAAGGUUGGUCCAAAAAUAUGUAGUUUAACAUUUGACCCUUCCUAUGAUGAACAAAUAGGUUUAGCGUGGCUAUCUCAGUAAAACCCAUUCUAGAGUUCUUCAUCCAAUUUUCACUGUGAGAGAGAUCAUUUUGUAUAAAUAGCUCAUCUGUAUCAUUUGUAACGAUUGUUACAAAGAUCACGUUUUUAUCUUUUCAUAAAGGCUUUGGCUUCAUAGUUAGAAGAUUUUUUUGUAUGCCUAGAUUUGAGAAAUAUGUUAUUGAAACUAUUAUUUGGUUCAUUGCUUUAUUAUCGCUUAAACAUUUUAUACAGUGCCUGUAUGUGUCAAAAUUUGUAUGAAUUUUAAUAUAGUUUUGUACAACUGUUA
Messenger RNA from Styela clava, 9601 nucleotides. NCBI's taxonomy places the organism in Eukaryota, Metazoa, Chordata, Ascidiacea, Stolidobranchia, Styelidae. The record is from RefSeq and is a predicted model, not a curated record.